AUGCCGAUGGCAGCCGGGUUCACCAUUAAAGAUGAUGAUGGGAAGGAUGUGUGUCGCGAGUUUCAGCGAGAUCUGAUGAACUGUGGGUUUCGGGGUGAGCAUAUCGUCAAGCACUAUGACGAGUUGAGAAACCAUUUGUACGAAUUGAGGCGAAGUUUCAAUGAUAAGAGCCUCGAUAUUACGAUCCUUCAAGUGAAGCUUAGUGCAUCUUCCGGACAGUCACCUCGAUCAGGGGAAAUGCCGAAGCCACGCAAAGUCUCUGUUCAUAUAGAGCUGCAACAAGACGAGCCACGAAGGAACGGAGAUCAAAUGAAGCCGAAGAUCAAUCAGAAUACCGAACAGCCACUGCCUCCCAAACCGAAACGCUACUUCGUGAACGGCAAGAUUGUCGAAAUGGAUGAUUCAACCCAAGAAUAUCACUCGGAGCCAGAUUCGCGAAGACAGCAUGAACGACGGACACGACAGCAACAGUUUCGACCUGAAUCGCCUUCAGGCUGGAGUUCAGCGUCGACAGUGGGCUCGAGACCGUCCAUGAAAGAACACCAGCGACCGUUUGUACACAACUACAAAGCACAAGUCUCCCCCGAGCAGUCCAACCCUGCUAUCCCCGGCCAGGUUCCUGGCAUGCCCGUUCAUACCAACCAUCCAAUGUAUACCGGCUUCCAACCAAUACCAAACCCUUACAUAUCUUCCCAGAAUGGGUAUCCUCCACCACAAGCCUAUUACGCCUACGCAUAUCAAAAUACCCCAAUGUCAUACUUCCAACCACCUCCUCUGCACCAGGGUUAUACAUAUGGAGCAUCGUUCACAUAUCCCUACCCACCAUAUCCAAACCAAUACCCAAACCAUGAGAACAACACAACUACACCCCAACCAACCAACCAACACUUUCCACACAAUUUCCCAUUCGACCCAAACAAAACACAAGCGAACCAACACCAACCCGUCCUCCAACUAACAUGGGAAAAAGUCCCCCAAAAAGACCUCCACCCACUGAUCCACCUGCCAACCCUCCCAGAAGGCUGGGACUGGCGGCUCGACAAAAUCAACCGCCUCUUCUACGUGGAUACAUACGCGCACGGGCAAGAAAAAAUGUUUCUGGAAACCGCCGAUAGAAGAACCGCACGAAGAAGAAAGCCGCAACAUGCCCGGCUGGGAACGGACCUUUCGGCUGGAGAAUUGCAUCUGGGUUCGAAUGGGUUCGAUGCUGAGUCGUUGCGGUGGAGGCAUUGGUCGAGUGUUGAUCUUGGGUUGUUUGUGCUUGAUGAUUCUGAGGUUGCGUGUCGGAUUUCUAGGAAGGUUUGGCGGGAGGGUAUUUCUGAUGAAGCUGUUGGCGUUAGAGGGGAGUUGUGGUGGGGGAAUCCUAGUGUUUGGCAGCGGUGUCUGAGGUUGUCGACGUGGUGUCGGCCUAGUGUGGAGAGUGUUCUUUCUGAAGUUGAGGUGCCUUUGACUGGGGAUGAUGGUCUUGGGGAUGAGAUUAGAGACAUGGGUUUCGAAGAUAAGGAUGGGUUUUACUCUGGCAAUGCAACCUGCAAUUCGGUUAGAGGAUCAUCCUUGUAUAUGAGUUCGAAUUAUCAAAGGGCGUCGGUCGAGGAUAUAACUGAAGACGAGGCACACAAGCAACAUGCCUACUAGACUGGGGGAUUAAGGGCAUGAAAAUGAUGAUAUUCCCAGAUGACGUAUACUCAUCAGUUCAACAACCUCCCCAGCCUUAUAGUCACAAACCAAUUAGGUCGGGAGGAAACCUUGACCCUUCCAAGGUUGGUCAAUAUGAGGCGAUGACUUGUAGGUGACGUCGACGGGCGUCUGGUAGUUCUCCACAUGUUACUACACUGUAGCUGCAACCAGAACAGCACAACUCAUCUCGAUGUAUGAAAUCUCUCGAAGUAAAAAGUUCAACGAAGGAUAAAGCCAGCAGUAAAUCAUUGACAGAACAAG
This is a messenger RNA of Penicillium canescens, 1938 nucleotides long. RefSeq lists its product as uncharacterized. The record is from RefSeq and is a predicted model, not a curated record. Lineage: Eukaryota; Fungi; Ascomycota; Eurotiomycetes; Eurotiales; Aspergillaceae. The transcript is spliced from 4 exons. The coding region runs from base 1 to 1635 and encodes 544 amino acids.